Molecule: messenger RNA, 1797 nt
Organism: Saccoglossus kowalevskii
Lineage: Eukaryota; Metazoa; Hemichordata; Enteropneusta; Harrimaniidae
Product: dopamine beta-hydroxylase-like
Biological process (GO): norepinephrine biosynthetic process; dopamine catabolic process; octopamine biosynthetic process
Cellular component (GO): secretory granule membrane
Molecular function (GO): dopamine beta-monooxygenase activity; copper ion binding
Source: RefSeq, a predicted model, not a curated record
ACUGUCGAUAGUAAACAUGUACAGUACAAUGAUUCGAGUGGCUCGAAAGAAACCCUUACUUACAACUUAGCGCUUCGUGAAAAUGACCAAGUUCAUCUAUCGUGGGAUGUGAAUUUCUCCGAAGAAAAAGUGGUGUUUCGAAUACAACGUCGACAUCCACAUGCGGUUGGAUGGUUCGCCUUUGGUAUGUCAGACGAUGGCACUACGCGGGAUGCCGACUUGUUAUUUUGGUGGCAAGAAGAGGACGGACAUUUUGAAGCAAAGUGUAACAGUAGUACUCUUCUAUUGUUUAUCCUCAAUCAUAAUAAAUUAUUUUUUCAGGAUGCCUGGACGGACGAUGAUAGUAUUGUACAUAUUGACGUGAGACAGUCUUAUAAAAUUGUAGAUUACACUAAAAGACCAGAGAUAGAAAGUAUAACCUUUGAGAGGAUAUUUGAUACGUGUGACAAAAGAGAUUACGUUAUUGAGGGUGGAACUGUUGAUAUUAUCAAUUUUUCAGGAGAUGAACAAAUUACGUCACCCGAUGGUUUAAAUAUCUCAGAAUUCAAUAAUAAUAUGAAACGUGUACAAUUAUUAAAAAGUCAAAUGCAAGUUCCCCCUCUUCCUGAUGAUGUAAUUGAAAUAAAUUAUCUUGCGCCAGAAGUCCAUGUACCUGAUAAUGUUACAACGUACUGGUGUAGUACACAUAAAGUUCCCAAGCUGCCCAACAAAAAUCACAUCAUUAGGUUUGAAAGUGUAAUUACACCAGGGAACGAAGAUAUAGUACAUCAUAUGGAAGUAUUCCUUUGUGAGAGUGAUAUUAGUGAAGAAUACAAUGCUGAAUGUAAAUCUGAAACUAAACCUAAAGCCAUUGAAUCAUGUAAACACGUAUUGGGAGCUUGGGCCAUGGGUGCCGAGCCAUUUAUAUAUCCAGCCGAAGCCGGAGUUGAAUUCGGAGGACCAGAGUUUCCAAGACAUGUGGUUCUAGAAAUCCACUACAAUAAUCCACUACAACGAUCAGGUGCUGUGGAUAAAUCUGGUAUGAGGUUCUAUUACACCCCGACUUUACGCCCUCACGAUGCCGGUAUCAUGGAAUUAGGUUUGACCUAUUCACCAAGGAUGUCGAUUCCACCGAACAAUGAAGGAUUUAUUCUCAAUGGGUAUUGUACACCAGAGUGCACUGAACAGGCUUUACCGGCAACAGGGAUUAAAGUGUUCGGCUCUCAGUUACAUACUCAUCUUACUGGUACUGCAGUGUGGACUAAACACGUACGAAACGGAAACCAAUUGCCAGACCUGAAUAGAGAUGAUCAUUUUAGUACUCACUUUCAGGAUAUACGACUGUUAAGACAGCAGGUAUCUGUUCUCCCGGGUGACAUGCUGGUAACAGGAUGUAAAUAUAACACCAUGGAUAGGACUAAUGUAACAUUGGGUGGGUUUGGAAUUGAAGACGAGAUGUGCUUGAAUUAUAUUCACUAUUAUCCUCGUACAAAGCUGGAAGUGUGUAAAAGUACGAUAGCUAAAAGGGCUUUAAACAAGUUCUUCAUUUAUAUGUAUAAGAACUAUAAAAUGCCAUUAAUACGUGGUGGGGGUAUGAAGGUUAAUUAUAACAAAGUUAAGUGGUCCAGGACAACCUCGUACAUAUUACAGACAGUAUUUCAAACAAAGCCUAUUGAAAUGAUGUGCUUAGAAAACUCUGGAUCACAAUUUCCGGGUAAAUGGCAAUACGUACCUCAUCCGACAAUUACACUUCCUCUACAUAAAAAAGACCCAUGUCGAAAUAUCAACGAUUUCCUGGAAGACAGGUUUGGACUCUAA